Molecule: messenger RNA, 3786 nt
Organism: Notothenia coriiceps (black rockcod)
Lineage: Eukaryota; Metazoa; Chordata; Actinopteri; Perciformes; Nototheniidae
Gene: rab44
Product: RAB44, member RAS oncogene family
Exons: 9
Coding region: 14-3031 (1005 amino acids)
Molecular function (GO): GTPase activity; GTP binding
Source: RefSeq, a predicted model, not a curated record
GACCAACUAUUUGAUGAGUGAUUCUCAGGUAACAACAGAAAAUAAUGAGUCCUCUAUCACAUCAGAGAUAACCACAGAAGAACAAGACCUCAGAGAGAACUCAGAACCUGAAUGCACCACAAACCCCACAGGGAACAGAAGGAAAUUUGGAUCAAGCAGAAGAAACAAAGGACCACUGCACAUCAAGGACACUACAAUAAUGUCGUUAGUAACAGAGACAAUAAAGCAGGAAGAAUUAAAAAAGAAUUCCGACCUAGACUUAAGUUCAAACGUAAGUGGCGAGGAAAACACAGACAUUUUCUUGGAGGAAGGCAUCAUUUUGUCACAGAAUGAGAAGGACAACAGUGCAAUUAUGAAAACAGACAUUAAUUUAAGCCCUAGCAAUGAUGUAUUUGUCAACUCCAAUAAGGAUGUUGAUGAGGAAAAAAAUCAACAAAAAAAAGAGACUGAAAAUGUAUGCCAGCUUGGAGGAUGUGACACAGUUAAAACAGACUUGACGCAACCACCAGAAGUCUCAGUUUGGAAAGCUGCUUCAGACAUACAAACUAUCUCAUAUCCAGGUGAUAAUGUCUCCUCACGACCAAUUGCUUUUGAUGUUCUUGAGCAAGAAGAGACUUUUCAAUUCCAAAGCUCUGAAGCUUUAUCUUGUGACAAAGACAUUAAUGUGCAACAGACAAAUGAUACAUCACCAACUGUGGGCGAUGUCCCAGUAAAAUACUUUAAAUCAGGACCGGAGAGUUCAAUGUAUAUGCAAGUUUCUAACCAGGAUGCAGAUGGAGAACAAUCUGAGGAUCCUUUGAAGUCGGAACACAAAGCCCAAGAAAUUAAUAUUUCAGAAAAGAUUACAAAGAACGAAACAGAAAGCUUGGCUCCAUUUCACACAGGUCUUAAGGAAAACUUCAGAGCAGAGCCAGCUGUGAAUAUGUUUGAGGAAAGUGAGAUUUCCAGCCAUCUAAAGGAACAAGAAGAAUCUCAUUCAGACAACAGUGAAAAUGUGCAGGGAAGAUCGAAACAGAAGAGGAGAAAGAUGGGCUCUACUCGCCGGUCUCAACUCAAUAGGAAACCAGAGGAAAAGAGUGAUGAAAGAGAAAGUGACUUUAAAACAGAAGCUGACAUGAGACAUCUUGAAAAGAUAGAAGGACUGGAAGAGUUACCUAUGCUUAUGACUGCAGAGGUAUUACAGAGUGAACAUGCAAAAGCAUCACAAAGUCCUAUGAAUAAAGACUCCAAUGAAACCAGCACAGUGCACAACAACAGACAAAACAUACCAAGCUCUGACUUGCAAGUUGUUAAUCCUGCUAUAUUUGUCCAUGUAGCUGAUGAAAGGGAGAGUGAGAGGAAUUUAAAUGUUUGUGUGGAACCACCACAGAUAGAUGAUUUUACAACCACUGUGAGGCAAAUCCCCAAUCCUUUACUGUCUGAAAAUACUGAAGAGAAUAGAAACACAGUUAUCAUAGGAGAGAGCUUUGUGUCUUUAUGUGAGAUCACACAGAGUAUGCAAAAUGAUGAGGAAAGUGUAAGCAUAAUUGAGGACCAAACUUUGAAAUCAGCCGAAGCCUCUGUUGUGGCAGAUUUGGAAAUAUUGACAUCUGUGGUAAGAGAAGGAGCAGCACAUGAACAUAUCAGUGCCCAGUUUAGUAAACAACAGUUGGACAACCCCACUGAAGUAGUUCACGAUAAAAAUAUAGAGAUGAAGAAUCCAAGUCAAAACAGGAGAAAGAUGGGCUCAACCCGCAGGAAUUUUGGAUCAAGACACAAAAGGGAAGACUUGCAUCAAGAACAGGAUGUGGAUGAUGAAGCAACAGAGACUGCAUCCAAUGUUGGAGAUGUAAAGACUGAACUUUUCUCCAACAUCACAGAAGAUGAGCUUCAGCUUAACUUAAUAUACAAAGACACGGGCUCUGAGCAAAGGAAAGAAAACGUAUUUGAAACAGUGGAGUACAGCCAGAUUGGUGACUCUCACAUUAAACCUCACCAGCCAUUGGAAGGUAAUCCUGUUCCUCCUGGUCAACCCAUAGAAACAGAGCAUCAACAUAAUCCCAAUUCUCUUGCUUCAAUACCUUCCACUUCCCCAAAAGAAGAUUUAAUGUCAGAAACAGCUUCUGGUGGGAGAAGAAGAAAAAUGGGAUCCAGCAGGAAGUCACAUGGAGUCAAAAGAUGUGAAAACCAAACCGCAAGUGAAGACAAAAUACAAGAUACACAACAUGAGAGAGAUGUCAGAAGUAAUACAAAUGAAAGUGCCAUCAAGACACCUGAAGAGCUGAGAGAAGAAUCUUUGAGCCUGGUCCAAAUAUCAGAGGCAGGUAAAAGUGAGAAGAAACCAUCGAACAUCAGCAUCUCAAAGGAAGAAAUUGCCCCAAGCACUGUGAGUGAGAAGACGGUUCAACAUCUUUAUGCUGAAGUCGGGCUGAGCCAACAGAAGUUUUCUCUGGAGGGUAAUUCCAGAAUAGCAGAUCAUAAAGCAAAUGCUUACAAUGUGAUGAUGGUUGGAGACAGCAGCGUGGGAAAAACCUCCUUCAUGAAAAGAGCUCAGAGUGGAAAGUUUUCUUUAGAUUUACCCGCCUCAGUUGGACUUGAUUCCUGCAUGUGGACUGUGGUGGUGGAAGGAAAGCCCGUGGUGCUACAGCUGUGGGAUACAGCAGGACAAGAAAGGUUUCACAGCAUCACGAGGCAGAUUUUCCACAAAGCCCACGCAUUUCUGUUGAUGUAUGACAUCACUUCCUCUGAGACUUUUUCUGCAGUUAGCUACUGGGCAAACUGUAUUCAGGAAGGGGCUGACGAAGACGUGAAUAUUUUACUUGUGGGCAAUAAGAGUGAUCGUGCAGAGCGGCAGGUUCAAAUUCAGGAGGCGGAGAAUCUUGCUAAGGAAUGUAACUUUGAAUUCAUGGAGUGCAGCGCUGCCACAGGGGAAAAUGUGGUUCAGGGUUUGGAAACUGUGGCCAGGAUGUUGAGUCAAAAGCAUGGCACGAGAGAGGAAGCCAUGGUGUUGCACAAAGAGCCCCCGCAGAAAAAAUCAUCAGGAUGUUGCUGAACAAGAUGUGCGUUUGCAGAGAGGAGGGACCUGCACACAGUGGAAACUCUGGACUGGCUCUUUAGAGGGUGUUUCUGUUUGUCACAACUAAACCAUAUUUAAUGAUUUUUUCAGUUGUAUUCCAAACUGUAUUGAUUUGUAUGUUGUGUUUCCUUUUCACUACUAUCUUCAGCUGUUUUAUUAUGUCUACCAAGCCUUAAAGUACAUUAUUGUUUAAGAGGUCAAUUGAAGAGUAAACAUAAAAUCCUGUUGUUACAUAAAAUAUACAUAAAAUAUAGCAUUUUCAGAUAAGCUUAUUAAUGUUGAAUGUUUACUUUAUGUAUAUACGACACUGCAUAGCUCUUGUGGUAUUUCUUUAGAGGCAGCCCAAUGAACAGUUGUAAUUUAUCCAGGAAAUAUUUAUCACAUGAACAAUUUAUUUUAAAAACGUUUGCUUUUUUAUAUGAUAACUGGUUUAGGUUGAUUUCUUUCCAUGACUUGCUUUCUUAUUUCAAAUCAUUUCUAACUUAACUACCUGUGUGAGUUGUGAUGCUACUGUUAAUUAUGCAAUUGUAUUUUUUCCUCCAUUUUGGGAAUACAAGUUGAAAAUCAUUUGAAAUUAAAUUUUUGAUUGAUAUCUUUUGUAGGUAUUUUGUAACUAUAAUUGUUCUAUUAUGUGAUUUAUGCACAUUUUGUGACCCUGCAAUCAAUUGGAAAAUGUUUUUGAUCUGUGACUUUUUUGUAUAAAUAAUACCAUAAAAAUGAUUUGUAAAUCA